Messenger RNA from Myxocyprinus asiaticus (Chinese sucker), 1097 nucleotides. RefSeq lists its product as uncharacterized. Gene Ontology annotation, biological process: regulation of autophagy. Gene Ontology annotation, cellular component: intracellular membrane-bounded organelle; mitochondrial outer membrane. The coding region runs from base 91 to 456 and encodes 121 amino acids. Gene Ontology annotation, molecular function: 2 iron, 2 sulfur cluster binding. The record is from RefSeq and is a predicted model, not a curated record. The transcript is spliced from 3 exons. Lineage: Eukaryota; Metazoa; Chordata; Actinopteri; Cypriniformes; Catostomidae.
GUUCCCGCAGUGUGACGGAGCUGCUCGGGGUUCAGAGUCGAUCAGACCUUGUAGUGCCCUUAAACUUGAAGUGUUCACAACACUGAAAUCAUGUCAUCUCAGCUGCCAGGGCUUUCAGCACUGACUAAACCGGGAUUAUUACCGGGUUUCAGGGUUUCUAAAGAUCAGCUGACCACCAUCGUUCCUAUUGCAGUCGCUGCGGCUCUGAGCACCUACCUACUGACACGCUACUUCAGUGGGCAGAGCAGUCCCAAGAGCAAGGUCAACCCGUCCAUCAACAAAGACAGCCCGAAAGUAGUGCACAGCUUUGACAUCGAGGACAUUGGUAACAAGGCCGUCUACUGCCGCUGCUGGAGAUCCAAGAAGUUUCCCUAUUGUGACGGCGCACACGCCAAACACAACGAGGAAACUGGCGAUAAUGUUGGACCGCUGAUCAUUAAGAAGAGGAACGACUAAAUCUUCACCGAAUAUGCCCAUGAAAUGCCUGAAAGUGUGUGUCUAUGUUUCCAUCAAUGUUUUCCAUCCACUGGAUGCAGGAUUAACUGAAGAUAUCAUCAAUUCCAAAGUCAUAAGCAGGAUAAAAGAUUGUUUGUAUUUUGCCAAUGCCUCAGUUGUUAUGUCGCAUUCUCACCCUUGUCAAAAGUGCUGUAAUUCACUUGAAAUAUGUUGACGUUAAUACGCCUCAUUCAGACCAGAGACUUCCUGAAGGGCUGCAUACGUGCAUCAGCAGACAUAUUGUAUUUCCUGUAACUGUGGUGAGGUUUCACACCAGGUCUUCCCUUCCUCCUCUAAAGCAAACCAUUUCAAGCCAUAAAUGUACACUAAAAACAUGUUAUGUUUCCACUAAAAAGAGCAGAUGAAUGUUUAAAAAGACAUGGAUUCACAUCUGAGUUUUUGGAGGUGGAUCAAAGCUACUACGCACAGUGUUUCAUGACCGUUUUAGUGCUUAUGACUUGCUUUAUUAGUUGUAAAACUAAACCGGUUCCAUUUAAAAGACAGCAUACAAGUAUAUUUCUAUCAUGAUGUCUAAUUAGGGGGUGAUAUGUAUUUUGCUAUAUGACAGUGGUGUGUUUUGAAUAAAUGUUAUUUGAAAUGGU